GCCGUGGCGGGAGGUGGAAGGCGCCGGCGGAGCGCGGGAGGCGGCGGCCGUGGAGGGAGGUGCCGGCGGAGCGCGGGAGGCGGCGGCCGUGGAGGGAGGUGCCGGCGGAGCGCGGGAGCCGGCGGCCGGCAGAGGGUAUCGGGGGAAAGGGAGUUCGCUUACGAGAUAAGCGUCUCCCGAGCUGCUUACCAGAAAAUCGGAGAUCCAGUUGUUUUGUGGAUUCUGGGCUAAGCCGCUUGUGUGCUAAGCGAAAAAUAAGCGAGGCGUUUGGGUGGGAUUUUCGCUUAUUUUCGCCCAUAAGCCGCUUAUAAGCGGAUACAAACAGGACCGUCGUCAGGCUGGGCAUGGGUAGGCGAUUCGGGGUCAGGGUUUAGGGUUUAGACUAAGACCCCUCUCUCCGGUCUCCUUCAUGGCGUCUGCAUCUCGUGUGAGGGUUGGCACUCUAGUUCCCCUUGCCAAGGACAAUGCUGGCUCAUCAAAUGGAUCCAUAUCAACCAUUCCCAUCUUCGAGGGGUCCAAUGUCGUCGGGAGGAAUCAUUUGGUUGUCGCCGACAAGAGGAUUAGCCGCAAACAUCUGAGCCUCCGGACCUCUGCUGACGGUUCCAUUGAAGUCGCAGUGGAAGGACCGAACCCUAUAGUUGUGCAAUCCAAGGGGCAGAGGAGGAAGGUUUGCGCUCUGGAGAAAGCCAGGAUUGCACAUGAUGAUGUCCUCGAACUGAUUCCUGGUGAUUAUUUCAUGAAGUAUGUGAAUCUUGGUGAUGAACAUCAAAGUUCAGUACCAAUGGACUUGGGUAGCAUAAAGAAGGAAAGGAGGCAUAGCGAGGAAGAUAGUGCAGCAGUCAAGAGGAAUCGACAGAUCAUGGAAGAUGAGGCUCUGGCAAGAACACUGCAGGAAAGCUUCACAGAAGAGAAUACAACUGUUUCCGGCAUGACUUCUGGCCAAAAAAUAAGUCCACCUGAUAGUGCUGGUUCUUCUGGAAAACAUAAUGAAAGAAUGCACUCUGUUGAUCCUUUGAAAGAUAUGCUCUCAUUAACUUUCCGGCUCAUGCGGGUCCAAGGUCUUCCAUCAUGGACUAACACUUCUUCAGUUACCAUUCAGGAUGUCAUACAGGGUGAAGUGCUUCUUGCUGUACUCUCAAAUUACAUGGUGGACAUGGAUUGGUUGCUUUCUGCAUGUCCAAGUUUGAGAAAAGUUCCACAUGUCCUAGUCCUACAUGGACAAGAUGGUGCUUCAGUAGAGCUUAUGAAGAAACUGAAGCCUGCAAAUUGGAUCCUUCACAAACCUCCACUCCCAAUUUCAUUUGGAACACAUCAUUCUAAGGCCAUGUUGCUUGUAUAUCCUCAAGGAAUCCGUAUUGUUGUGCACACAGCAAAUUUGAUACAUGUUGACUGGAAUUACAAAAGCCAGGGGCUAUGGAUGCAAGAUUUUCCCUGGAAAGACACAAAGGAUCUGAAUAAAAAAGCUCCAUUUGAGAAUGAUCUAGUUGAUUAUCUUAGUGCACUUAAGUGGCCUGAGUUCAGAGUAAAUCUCCCAGAGGUUGGUGAUGUCAACAUCAAUGCAGCAUUCUUUAGGAAAUUUGACUAUAGUAAUUCAAUGGUCAGGUUGAUUGGAUCAGUUCCUGGUUAUCACGUGGGCCCCAAUAUUAGAAAGUGGGGCCAUAUGAAGCUUCGGAAUGUUCUUGAGGAAUGCAUGUUUGAUAAACAAUUUUGCAAGUCCCCUCUAAUUUAUCAGUUUUCUUCCUUGGGGUCACUUGAUGAGAAAUGGAUGAGUGAAUUUGCAUACUCGCUGUCAGCUGGUAAAUCAGAUGAUGGAUCACAGCUAGGUAUCGGGAAGCCACUGAUUGUCUGGCCUACAGUGGAAGAUGUCCGUUGCUCAAUAGAGGGUUAUGCAGCUGGUAGUUGCAUUCCAAGUCCUCAAAAGAAUGUUGAGAAAGACUUCUUGAAGAAAUAUUGGUCCAGGUGGAAAGCGGACCAUGUAGGUCGUUGUCGGGCAAUGCCUCACAUAAAAACGUUUACUCGUUACAGUGGUCAAAACAUUGCAUGGUUUCUGCUUACGUCAUCAAAUUUAAGCAAAGCUGCUUGGGGUGCGCUGCAAAAGAACAACACACAGCUGAUGAUACGCUCAUAUGAGCUAGGUGUAUUAUUCUUGCCCCAAACACUCCAAUCUGUACCUCAAUUCUCGUGCACGGAGAGGAACGCUUCAAACCGGGAUGGCCUCGCCCUUGGCAAGACAAUCAAGACCAAGCUGGUCACGCUCUGCUGGAAAGGCGACGAAGAAAAGGAACCGUCUACGAAGACCGUCAGAUUGCCUGUGCCGUAUCAACUCCCUCCACAACCUUACGGCACAGAAGACGUCCCUUGGUCAUGGGAUCGGAGGUACACAAAGAAGGAUGUGUAUGGUUCAGUCUGGCCGCGUCAUGGGUAGUACCGUCUGUAUUCCCAGUGGACGAUUCCCAACCCUGUUCCAGUGUUAACGGCGAUAAAGCCAGUGGUUUAUUUGGUCUCUCACUGGGCAAUUCUAUUCUAAUUCGAUAAAGCCAGGUGCUGAAAACACAUGACCUGUGUGUAACUUUGGAUAUUUUCAUCCUAUCGUGGCAACGGAUAUUUCCAUCCUCC
Molecule: messenger RNA, 2616 nt
Organism: Setaria italica (foxtail millet)
Lineage: Eukaryota; Viridiplantae; Streptophyta; Magnoliopsida; Poales; Poaceae
Product: tyrosyl-DNA phosphodiesterase 1
Exons: 16
Coding region: 410-2425 (671 amino acids)
Biological process (GO): single strand break repair; double-strand break repair
Cellular component (GO): nucleus
Molecular function (GO): 3'-tyrosyl-DNA phosphodiesterase activity; single-stranded DNA binding; protein binding
Source: RefSeq, a predicted model, not a curated record